Entrophospora sp. SA101 is the source of this 1182-nucleotide messenger RNA. The record is from the annotation of a GenBank genome assembly. Lineage: Eukaryota; Fungi; Glomeromycota; Glomeromycetes; Entrophosporales; Entrophosporaceae.
AUGUCAAACAAUCUUCUUAAUGCUGCACUUAAUGCUUUAAUGACUAGCCAAAAUGCUGUUUCGGAAAGCGAAUUUAAAACAAAACAAACCCGAGGUGAUCCUGGUCUUUAUCAACGGGUUGACUUGGCUUCAUUUCAUCAAGUAAAUCUUAUCGGUGGUAAUGUGGGCACUCACUCAGACCAGAAGUUAGAACCCAAACAUCAAGACAUGACGAUUAAUGUGAAAACUCUUACUGGUAGACACAUUCCAGUACCUAUCAGUAGUCUUUCGACCAUUCUAGAAUUGAAAAAUAAAAUUGAAGAUAAAGAAGGUAUUCCACAAGACCAACAACGUUUUAUUUUCGAUGGUAUGCAAUUGGGUGAAUUUAAAACGCUCUCUGACUAUGGUAUCAAAAAUGAAGAUACGGUGCACCUUGUUUUACGUCUUCGUGACGGAGAUCGCAAUGUAAUUAGUUGCUUGAGUUCUGAUUUUUUGGAACCAAGUUAUAAUUAUGAUUUUACAAAUGUUAAUGAUGGAGCAACUGUACAUAUACGUGGUGGUGUUCCUUAUCAACGUCCAUGUGGAUGGCAACGCCAUGCUUUAAAGGUUUCUGGGAAGUAUGAUAAUGGUAAUGACCAAUGGCUUGGUACUGGAGCGAAUGCCUGGCCGGUAUCAUAUCAUGGCACGGCCAAGCAUAAUGCGCAAUCAAUUGCUGAUGCUGGAUCCUUAUUGAGCAAAGAUAAACGUUUUGAUUUUUGUUACGGUAUUUAUACCACACCAAGUGUGAAUGUAGCUGAAUUGUAUGCACCGGAAUUUGAGUUUGGGGGGAAUAAAUAUAUCAUCAUAAUUCAGCAUCGAGUAAAUCCAAAGAACUUGGAAAAGAUUAAAAGUACAACCGGUGCUAAUGAUUGUUGGAUUUCAAAGAGUGGCGAAGAUGUCAGGCCAUAUGGGAUUUAUAAACCAGAUGCUGCUAGAAAAGCAAUUACAACACGUAAUACACUAUUGUUAUUUCAAGAAUCAAUAACUGCGAUAGAAACUUGUUAUAAGCCUGUUAUUGCAGCAAUUCAUAAUGCAUGUAUUGGAAUAGGUGUUACUUUGAUCACAGCUUGUGAUAUUAGAUAUUGUUCACAAGAUGCAUUUUUCAAUAUUGAUAAAUAUGAUUUAAUGCUUGAAACAGGAUCAUGCGAUGUUCUGGGUUUGUAA